This is a messenger RNA of Dalotia coriaria, 739 nucleotides long. RefSeq lists its product as uncharacterized. The transcript is spliced from 3 exons. NCBI's taxonomy places the organism in Eukaryota, Metazoa, Arthropoda, Insecta, Coleoptera, Staphylinidae. Bases 93 to 659 code for a protein of 188 amino acids. The record is from RefSeq and is a predicted model, not a curated record.
UCAAUUGUGCAAAAAUACACACAUCAACCAACUUUUAAUCACUUUAUCCUCCUAUUUCCUUCAAAAUUAAUUAAAAUCAAACAAAAACCAAAAUGGUGUCUAAAACAAUAGACCACUAUCCAGCAAGUCUUAAACCACCGUUCUACCACGCAUGUCCACCUUUAAAACUCGGUUUAAAACACGUAGACAAUCGAGAAUACUUCAACACAUAUCGCAAUGAUCACCUAUCCAAGUUUCAAAUGCCGCAAUACAAUUGGGGCUACAUCGAAUCAAUGUACAUGCCUAAACCAGACAGUCGAAUACAACGCGACUUAGGAAAGUAUCUCCAGUUACCUAAACCAGAAUACACAAUGUUAGACGCCGAAAGAAUGGAAGAAAUCGAUUCGUUUUAUAAAGUCGCACAACUACAACGCGCAAAACUAAAAGACGUAACUGGCGCUUUACAUCCGAUGGCAUACUUCAAAUCCAGCCAUUAUUUAUAUCAAUGUGCACCAGAUCCAACUAGCACAUAUUUCCUAUUUCCGCACUCCUACACGAAAUAUCGUGAUCCUCUGGUGUUGCCAAUAACACUAGAAAGAACAAAUCGAAGCCCAAUGCUGCCAACACGCGCAUUAACAGGAAAAUACUCGCCGCAAAGCGAUAUAACAUACAAAAAGUAACAAUUUCUCCCCAAACGCUUAAAAUCAUCAUCUGUAUCAUAUCAAAUCUCAUUUAUUUAAAAUAUAUUGUAUCUACUGAC